UGCUGAAGCUGCGCGUGCCAACCACAGGAGCAUCCUUCCGCGAGAUCAGAAGGAGGAAUUCAGUUUUCGACGGUUGUACCGUUUAGGGAUGUUUCCUCAUGCUUCCUCUGGGUGUUUUUAAAGCUUUAAUUCUUUGAACAACAAGUAAAAUUCCACAGACGUGUCUGGAGACCUUUUAUUUCCUUUUUAUCGACGCUUCCUUACAGUUUGGUGCCGCCGCCUGCCUCCGCCGAUACCGCAUCCUUUAUGCACAGCACGCUGCUCCGGUCCUCCCAGACGAAACACACAGAGCACAAUGGUCCGCUCCAGCUGCAUUCACUGAGGGACAUGGAAGCUAAACAACACCCGAUAAAAAGCCUAAAGAGCUUCCCGGAGACUGGCGGCCGCAGCCUCUCAGCGGCUGCCGGUGGAGGGGGAGGAGGAGACGGAGGGUUUCGAGCCGGCUCUGCCGAAAUGGAGAUGGAGCUCAAGAUCCAGAAAGCUAUCGACUUCAAGACAGAGGGUCAUCGCUGCUAUAAGGAGAAGAAAUUCCGGGAGGCGAUAGGCAAGUACCACCGCGCUCUGCUCCAGCUCAAAGGCGUUCAUGUUGUUGACGGGACGACGAGCUCCGAGGUCAGCCUGCUGAGUCAAGCUGCGGCCAAGCUGACCGAGGAGCAGCGGAGAGCCGUGGAGAGCACCGAGAUCGAGUGCUACGACAGCCUGACAGGUGAGCGAUGGGUCCUGCUGACACUACAGUUCACAGAAAGCUGGCUUAUUUCUGCACAGAUGGAGGAAAAACAACCUAUUGUUUAUUUCCAGGAAUGAACAAAGUGUACCGAUUUUAAGGAAGAUAGCAGCUUCAGCAACCUGUGCGCCAAUUUCCCAAAUAAA
Cyprinodon variegatus (sheepshead minnow) is the source of this 870-nucleotide messenger RNA. It is a transcript of the gene ttc9b, whose product is annotated as tetratricopeptide repeat domain 9B. The coding region runs from base 247 to 804 and encodes 185 amino acids. The transcript has a single exon. Lineage: Eukaryota; Metazoa; Chordata; Actinopteri; Cyprinodontiformes; Cyprinodontidae. The record is from RefSeq and is a predicted model, not a curated record. Gene Ontology annotation, molecular function: protein binding.